CAGACUGUACGGCGAACGUUAUAACACGUGGUGUGCCGGCUAUUUGGCCACGUGCUUCCGUGUUUUGACAUGCCGCUGGGCCCGCCGUGAGGUAGAGAGAGUGGUGUUUUUCGGUGGUUGUGCCCGGUGCUGCGCAUGGGACCGUCCCGACGAAAGGACUGCUACAUUGUCGUCGGGGAUUUUCUGCGUUGACCAAAAUGAUUCGUGGAUUGGUUUUUCUAAUUUUGUUCUAUCAUUGGCCGUACUUGUGUGCUGUGGUUGGCGAUGACGUGGACGAAGACACGUACGAGUUGCCGCCCUCAUUUGCCUUAGGAGCUAAUAUUGAAGUUUCCGAAUAUGACCUGUUGGACGCCGUCAAAAUCCCGUUCGUCGACUCGAAAACCCAAUACAUCGACGAGGACGGUCACGACGGCUUCCCGGCGUUCGGAUUCAGAGCCGGAUCGGACGUAAAGAUCGCCCACCGGCAAAUCCUGCCGGAGAAACUGUCCGCCGAAUUCUCGAUCCUGAUCAGCGCCAAACCUCGAAGCCGUCGCGGCGGCUUCAUAUUCGCCGUGGUCAACCCCUACGACACCGUUGUGCAACUGGGGGUCAAGAUCACGCCGGAGGGUACCGGCUCCUUCAUCAUCUCCCUGUUCUACACGGCCGCCACAGAGAUCGUAUCCCAAACCAUCGCAAAUUUCACCGUUAACAGGUUUUACGGUAAAUGGACAAGGUUCGCGUUUAAGGUGACCGCCGAAAACGUGACGUUGUAUUUGAACUGCAACGAGACGGAAACGUUGGCGGUGAAAAAGGAUCCGGCGGAGUUAGUCUUCGAUUCCGCUUCGACGCUGUACAUAGCCCAGGCGGGUCCGACACUCGGCGAACCCUACGAGGGCGCCUUGGAUCAAGUGAAAAUUUAUCAGGAUCCUAAGAUGGCAGCGGAGCAAUGCAAAACGGAUUUCCAGGGUUUUCAAUCCGUUCAUCCGGAUGAAACUGAUGAAAAUCAAAACGUUGUUCAAACGGACUACGAUCAGAAUUUCAAGGAGGGUAGCGGAACCGAUGGCUUAGGGGUAUUUCCGCCACCGCCGCCGCCUCCGGAUGGUAAGGCUUGCCUAUGUGGCACAGAGAAUUGUUGCAAUUAUCUUUUUAAUGAUGUGCAAGCUGCCGGACGUCUAAGAGGAGAAAAAGGAGACAGGGGUCCUAGAGGCCCACCUGGAGAAUCAAUCAGAGGACCGCCGGGGCCACCCGGACCUCCCGGCGUCCCUGGACCAGCCGCCCCUGAGGGCGUCUGCACAUGCAACAUAACAUCCAUCCUAAAUUCCCUGGGAACAUCCAACCUGCCCUUCUCACCGGCCCAUCCGGGGGCGGACGGCAAGACUGGACCUCCGGGUCCUGCCGGAAGACCCGGAACGCCCGGAGAAAAGGGACCCAUGGGUCCUAGGGGCGAGAAGGGAGAACGCGGCGAAAAGGGGGCGCAGGGACCGGAAGGACAACAGGGCAAACGGGGCGAGGACGGAAAACACGGUAAUCCCGGACCACCCGGACCUCCGGGACCUCCAGGUCCUCCGGGUCCAGUCGAGUUUGAAAACGUGGACCCCAGCUGGAAGCCUCGCGGACCUUUCAAGGAAACCGUGUUGGGCGGCUCGAUGGUGCGACCGGGCGUGCCCGGAACCAAAGGCGACCCAGGAAAACCGGGACCCUUGGGUCCAAGGGGCGAACGCGGCUUGCAGGGUCAGAAGGGCGUCAAGGGCGACUUGGGACCGAAAGGCGAACGGGGCGAUCGCGGCCUGCCCGGCGAGACCGGAGCGGUCGGGCCCAAGGGCGAGAUGGGGCUGCCCGGAGUGGACGGCAUACCCGGCAUACACGGCAAGAACGGCGAGAAGGGAGACAAAGGCGAUCCCGGCAAGCCCGGUCCUCCGGGCGCACCAGGACUGUCGUUUGCGACGGACGAAUCCAUGGGCAUUGUUCAGGCGGUGCAAGGGCCGAAGGGCGAAGCUGGGGAACCGGGACCUCCUGGAACGAACGGCAGAGAUGGAGAACCGGGUAUUCCCGGCGUACCUGGUUCGAUGGGGCCGAGCGGUUUGCCUGGACCCAAAGGAGAACCUGGUUUGGACGGAGCGAUUGGUCCCGUUGGACCGCCGGGGGUUAAGGGAGAGCCUGGACCACCUGGUGCAGUCAUUAUGCCCGAUGGAAACGAACAAAUACUGACGAUAAAGGGAGACAAAGGUGAUAUGGGAAGGCGUGGACGCAGAGGAAAACCUGGUCCAUCUGGACCACCAGGUAAACCGGGACCUCCUGGAGAAGUUGGACUUCCUGGUUGGAUGAAUGGACAAAAGGGUCGGUCUGGACCUACUGGAUAUCCGGGACCCAAAGGCGAGAAGGGCGAACCUGGCAAUUAUGGAAUGAACAAAGGGGAGAAGGGCGACCGGGGCCAAGACGGAACGCCGGGCCGCGACGGCCAGCCCGGUCCGCCGGGUCCUCCUGGACCGCCGCAGGGCCGCAACGGCGACGAUCCCGUCCGAUUCAUACCUGUGCCAGGACCACCCGGACCACCCGGACCCCCCGGACCGCCGGGCAUGCCCGGACUCACGAUCACGGGGCCUAAGGGCGAGCCGGGCGGCGGACACUACGGCGAGCCCACCUACAAUCUCAGACCCGGAGGAAAAGGCGGAUUAGAGGAGCUAAAAGCAUUGCGAGAACUUAAAGACCUCAAGGAUCAUCACACAGGACGCUCGACUAUGAGCCCGCCUUUGGCGGCGCCCGAAGCGGAAGCGCUGAGCGCCCACAUCGUCCCCGGCGCCGUCACGUUCCAGGACCGGGACGCCAUGACCAAGAUGUCGUCGGCUAGUCCGGUGGGAACGCUGGCCUACAUUAUCGAGGAAGAAGCGCUGCUCGUACGAGUCAACAGCGGAUGGCAAUACAUCGCGCUGGGUUCACUGUUACCUGUUACGACUCCGGCACCGCCGACUACAAGCAGUCCUCAACUACGGCCACCUUUCGAAGCCAGCAAUCUUAUCAAUCACGUAUCGAAGCCGACACACGUCUCAAAUUGGUACCCAAAAAUGUUGCGAAUGGCGGCGCUUAACGAGCCCUACACCGGCGACGUGCACGGCGUCAGGGGCGCCGACUACGCCUGCUACAGGGAGGCGCGCCGUGCCGGCCUGAGAGGCACCUUCCGCGCCUUCCUGUCGUCGCGCGUCCAAAACGUCGACUCGAUCGUGCGGCUGGCCGACCGUAAGCUGCCCGUCUCCAAUCUGCGGGGCGAGGUGCUCUUCAACUCGUGGUCGGAGAUGUUUGGCGGCGACGGGGCGCCGUUCCCGCAUCCGCCGCGCAUCUACUCCUUCAACGGCAAGAACGUACUCACAGAUCUGUCCUGGCCGCACAAGGCCGUGUGGCACGGAGCGUUGGUAAGCGGCGAACGAGCCUUGGACACGUCCUGCGACGCGUGGCACGCCUCCUCCAGGGACAAGGUCGGACUGGCCGGCUCCCUCAAGGGCCCCCGGCUGCUCGAACAGUCCCCCUACACUUGCGACAAGCGGCUCAUCCUGCUUUGUAUUGAGGCCACCACCGAGCUGUUCGUACAAAGGAGGCGCAGGGACACGGACAACGGGGUUGACGAUCCACUGCUGACCGAGGAAGAGUACCACAACCUUCUUCAUUCCAUUCAUUAAACAUCACCUAGCAGAUUUAGUGAAUAUUUGUUCCAUCCAUAUUUAGGCGUACUUACACUUCAUCUACUCAAUGGUUUUUCUAAUCGUUUUGUUCGCUCUUUAAAACUUAACCCAACAAAAAUAUGUCAUUUGUAUAUAAUUAUAAUUUUGUUAGGAUUAUUUUACGAGCCACUUAUAAGCACCACAGGCUAAGAUAACGGUGUUUAUAACGGCCGAAACUCCAGGGUGAAAAUGAUAAUUUCAACAUAUCACAAAACAUAUCGUUUUCUGUUGUAUCUUAAGUACUAAACGUUUAAAUGUGCCCUGGAUAUUGCAUUUGUAAACUUUUGUAUAUGAUUUAGUUAUUACAAAGUCGCCGAGCGAAAAUGAACCGACAAAAUUAAGUUGCCCAUUUUCGCCCGGCCAAACAAUUUAGUGAGUCUAAUUUAUUGUAUAAAACGAGUUUCUUAAGGAUCGCCACUUUUAGCCUAGCUUUUAUAUAAUUUUUGUAUGUAUAUGUUUAGAUAACCUAAGUGACGUAACAUAUAAUUUACACCCGUAUGAUAUCAGAAUUAUUUUUUCAAGGAAAAAAAUACAUUUUGAUGCAGUCUUUUGAUGUUUUCACUCAUAUACGUGUUCUUGAGAUGUCAAUAAAAUGUGUAGAUGGGGUCA
Messenger RNA from Aethina tumida (small hive beetle), 4301 nucleotides. RefSeq names its product collagen alpha-1(XVIII) chain (gene Mp). The record is from RefSeq and is a predicted model, not a curated record. The coding region runs from base 198 to 3650 and encodes 1150 amino acids. The transcript is spliced from 23 exons. NCBI's taxonomy places the organism in Eukaryota, Metazoa, Arthropoda, Insecta, Coleoptera, Nitidulidae.